Molecule: messenger RNA, 663 nt
Organism: Lactuca virosa
Lineage: Eukaryota; Viridiplantae; Streptophyta; Magnoliopsida; Asterales; Asteraceae
Source: the annotation of a GenBank genome assembly
AUGGCUGAGUCCUAUGCUGUUGACCUGGACAAGAAGACUUGCACUUGUAGAGUGUGGAAACUUAAUGGGUAUGGAUGUGUGCAUUCAGUUGCAACUAUAUCAUUUCUCAAUAGAGAUGUUGGCGGUUAUGUUGAUACAAUGUUCUAUGGAGCAGUCUACACGAACACCUAUAAGUAUCUAAUUCAGGGGAUGAAUGGUAGCAAUAUGUGGCCACCUACUGACUUCAUACCACCUCUUCCACCAAUGAAGAGAAGAAUGCCAGGUAGACCAAAGUGUCUAAGGCAGGGAAAAAAAUAUCAUGCAGCGUGUAAAAAUGUGGGGCAUAACAAGGUCACAUUUCCUCAAGCUGAAAGACCUCAAGUGCAAAAACCUGAAGUUGGUAGGAGGCCCAAACUAAAUGUUAAAAAAAGGAAAACAGGUGUCAAUGAAAAAGGUGAAGGAGUAGGAGGUGUCAAUGAACAAGGUGAAGGAGUAGGAGGUGUCAAUGAAAAAGGUGAAGAAGCAGGAGGUGUCAAUGAAGGGCAAAAGGGUCAAGGAGCAAAAUCAGUGCAUGAAGGGAAAAAAGACUCCCUUUCUCGCUUUCUCUCUCCUCUUCUCAAUCUCUCACUUCAAAACGUCCGAUUGAUCCUUCUCGAACAAUCUUUUCUCAGGGAUCCUGAGUAG